This is a messenger RNA of Tetranychus urticae (two-spotted spider mite), 1755 nucleotides long. Lineage: Eukaryota; Metazoa; Arthropoda; Arachnida; Trombidiformes; Tetranychidae. The record is from RefSeq and is a predicted model, not a curated record.
CAGAGCAAUGAAAGAUUGUACUUGUUGUUUGCCUGUUUUAUUAAAUAUACAAUUAGAUAGUAAUUAGUAAUUACUAUUCUAAAGUGGAGUGGUUGUAAGUGGUCUACUUUACCAGUCAAAGAUAACUUUUAACUAAUAACCAUAAUCAUAACUCAAUUUAAUUUGAUAGUUUACAAUUGUUCGAGUUUCGAAUUGGACCAACAGUUCAAAUAAAACAUGUCAUAUUCGAUUUCUUUACCAGAUAAUUCAUUACGCUCUUAUUAUGGAGCUAAAAAACCGUUUCUUCAACCCAAAGAACAUUCAGAUGCUAAAAUAAACUUUAAAGACAAUUGGAUGCCAUCGCCACUGGUAUUGAACUGUCCACCAGGAUUGGAAUAUUUAACUAAAAUUGAUAAAUUUUUUGUCAAUAAGAAUCAUGAUCCUCAUGAGUUGCAGAACAGAUAUCUUAUCAAAAACGGUUUGGCUGAGAAAGUUUAUACUGCAAAUGAAAGUAAGAUAUCAAGCAAUGUAAAGCCAUUUCUAAUCGUUUUUUCGUCUCUUCUUCGCCACUCAGAAUACGAUAAACGCUGUAUGAUUUGUUGUAACACCAACAGAUUAUUCGAUAUAAAAGUUUUCGAUUUCCAUGAACGUGAAGUUCUCAAUUUCCAUCGCACUUUAGGAUGUCAAUCUUGUUGGUGCCCCUGUUGCCUUCAAAGUGUGGAAGUCACAGCUUCUGGUACCUUAUGUGGUUUCAUCAAGCAAUCCUGGAGUCCUUUUUUACCCAAGUUUAGAAUCUGUGAUGCUACUGGGAAAACUGUUUUACUGAUCAAAGGACCAUGUGACAUAAAUUAUAUUUUAACGAAAUUCAAAGUAUUAUCAUGUGAUGGUAAAACUAAAGUUGGCCAUGUUUCUGCACAUUUGGCUAGCAUAAUACCAGAGCAACUUCCCAAUGAUCACUCUAGCAUUUCAUUUCCAAUGGAUUUAGAUUUUAAUAUUAAAGCUGUGUUAUUGGCCGCUUCCAUCCUAAUUGAUCGUUUGUUCUAUAAAAGCGCUCAAAAGACCAACGGUAGUCUUGCAAUUGAAGCAGGUUGCGAGGUUAGACAUUGUUUAACCCUGUGUUUAGCUCCAUGGUGUAUUCAUUUACCCAGUGAUUCAUAAUGAGCAUUUGAAUGCUAAUAACUUUUUCAUUAGUUAACAUAUAAAUUUCAAACUAGCCUAGAAAUAGAGAAUCACCAACCGAACAAUCAACAACAUCUGAUGUAAAGCUCUAUAAUUACACCCCAUCCAACCAUCACCAAUCAUCCACCCCACAUCAAACCAACCAACAACCCAUAUACUUGUACUCAUACCACUACUCAAGAUCUCUGUAAACCUUAGUAUAAUACCUGGCCGUAAGGCUUAGGACUCUUAUGCAACAAAUAAAGAGCGAUUGCUCAUUUCAUAGAGUUCAGAGUCUACUUAUCAAAUGAAAUUAUGCACGCAAGACUAACUUACCGAAGAGGUGCGACAGUGAAGCCUUUUUUGGAAAAUCUCCCGUUUGAUUUCGUUCUUUUUUUGUUAAGGAUUGCUUGCUCUAUAAAAGUGCACUAAGGACUAACGGCAGUUCAUACAUUCAAAGCAGGUUUCGAGGCUGGACAUUUUUUUGCUAUGUGCAUUGAUUCAUUCAUCUGCAUCAAGAAAAUAAUGAUUGAACUAUUCAAUAUCAAUAUUGAUGUUUAAAGCGGUAAAUUUCUAUAGCCUCAAGAACUUCACCACGACAAAUCUACAAUUAGAUUU